CAGUCUUCCUCUCCGGUCCCGUGAGUUCAGUACCGGCGGCGACACAUUACCGGCAGCGGCACUUUUAAAACUCCCGUAUCUGAGAAAGUCAUGUAUAAAGUAGGAGCCUGAAUAACGAAGAAGAAGAAGGCGAGGAAGAAGAAGGAGAAGAAGAAGAAGGAGCAGGCUCGUGUCUUAAACGCUUUAGAAAUGCUUCUCUCCCCCAGGACAGGUGGAAGAAAAAUUGCAAAAAACGGCCUGCAAUAACAGAGAAAGAGACAGCCGGCGGACUUUCGUUUUUUAAACGCAUCAUUAUGGGACUUCGCUGCCUCCUGUGUUGCCACCCCGCGGUGCUGAGUUCAGGGUCGUGCGGGACUUCCUCCUGCGUUCCCCUCUGAGCGGGUCUCCGCUGCAGAGUUCGACAUGAACGACAGCAUGGCCUCAAACGCACCGUGUCGCAACGCCACCUGCGAUGACACCCUCAUGGUGAACGGAAACGGCAAGCCGGCGACGAGCAUCAUCAUGUUCAUGGCCGGCGUGGUCGGAAACCUGCUGGCCCUCUUCAUCCUCGGCGUCCACCGGAAGGAGCAUCGCUCCAGGUCUUCCAUCUUCUGCGUCCUGGUGACCGGCCUGGCCCUCACCGACCUGCUGGGCACUUGCCUCCUCAGCCCGCCCGUGUUCAUCUGCUACGCCUACAACAUGUCCCUGAUCAGUCUGGGCGGCGAGGGCCUGUGCAACCUCUUCGGCUUCGCCAUGAGCUUCUUCGGCCUGGCGCCCACGCUCAUCCUGUGCGCCAUGGCCGUGGAGCGCUGCCUGGCCAUCAGCCACCCGUACUUUUACUCGGUGCACAUCCGCCGCCGGUUCGCCAAACUGACCCUCUUCUUCAUUUGCCUCUUUUCUUUGGCCUUCUGUCUGCUGCCGUACGUCGGCUACGGCAAAUUCCGACAGUACUGUCCCGGCACGUGGUGCUUCAUCGACAUGGACGCAGCGGGAGGAGGAGGAGGAGGAGGAGGAGGAGGGGAUGAACGGGCCGGUUUGGUGCUGGCCUUCUCGCUCUCCUACUCCUCCCUCAUGGCGCUGCUGAUCUUCGCCGUGUUCGUGUGCAACGGCUCGGUGAUCGUCAGCUUGUGCCGGAUGCACCGGAGCCAGCUGAUGCGGCGGGGCUCCGGCGCGUCGACGGGGAGGAGGAGGAAGAUGAGCCUGGCCUGGUUCGUCAAGGGAGAAGAGGAGAUGGACCACCUGGUGCUGCUGGCGCUCAUCACGGUCAUCUUCGUGGUCUGCUCGCUGCCGCUCACCAUCGCAGGCUUCAUCAACGCCGUUCGUCCGUUCUGCGGCGACAUGAAGAACCUGACGGCGUUCCGCUUCUACGCGCUGAACCCCAUCGUGGACCCCUGGGUCUUCAUCAUCUGCCGCAAGUCCGUGUUCAACCACCUGGCCUCCGUGCUGAGCUGCCGCUUCAGCAGGAAGGCCGUGAAGACGACGGCCCACUGCGCUCUGUCGCUACCGCUCGACAAUCACGUGCGGCGCGACACGGACGUGACGGUGCCACGGACCGACAUGUACCACGGGGUGCCUCUGUGACCCAACGGGAC
This is a messenger RNA of Pseudoliparis swirei, 1571 nucleotides long. It is a transcript of the gene ptgir, whose product is annotated as prostaglandin I2 receptor. Gene Ontology annotation, molecular function: prostacyclin receptor activity. The record is from RefSeq and is a predicted model, not a curated record. Gene Ontology annotation, cellular component: plasma membrane. The transcript is spliced from 3 exons. Gene Ontology annotation, biological process: inflammatory response; positive regulation of cytosolic calcium ion concentration; adenylate cyclase-activating G protein-coupled receptor signaling pathway. Bases 403 to 1560 code for a protein of 385 amino acids. NCBI's taxonomy places the organism in Eukaryota, Metazoa, Chordata, Actinopteri, Perciformes, Liparidae.